Papaver somniferum (opium poppy) is the source of this 1341-nucleotide messenger RNA. RefSeq names its product GDSL esterase/lipase At4g26790-like. The coding region runs from base 125 to 1189 and encodes 354 amino acids. Gene Ontology annotation, molecular function: hydrolase activity, acting on ester bonds. The transcript is spliced from 3 exons. The record is from RefSeq and is a predicted model, not a curated record. Lineage: Eukaryota; Viridiplantae; Streptophyta; Magnoliopsida; Ranunculales; Papaveraceae.
UCUCCAGACUGGCAUACUUGCUCAGUCGAUCACCACACUCACACCAUAAGAAUGCACUAUUUAUAAUCAUCCACUUGCAUAUAUAUCUUCAUAUAUCAUGAAACUGUCUGUUUAAACCAAAACAAUGAGAAAUAUGGCUCCAAGUUUGUACCAUCACAUCAUUCUCUUAUCAUGCUUUCUUUUGCUAAAAACUGGAAUCCAUGUCGAAUCAAAAAGGGUUCCUGCAAUAAUAGUUUUUGGAGACUCGACAGUUGAUGCAGGUAAUAACAAUCCUCUUCCAACCAUUUCCAAGAGCAAUUUUGCACCUUACGGACGAGACCUUGAAGGUGGUAAAGCUACUGGAAGGUUUUCGAAUGGUAGGAUCGCAACUGAUUUUAUAUCUGAAGCGUUUGGAAAUAAACCGUUGGUACCUGCAUAUUUGGAUAGUAGCUAUGGUAUAGAGGAUUUCGCUACCGGUGUCACGUUCGCUUCAGCUGGAACUGGUUUUGAUAAUAAAACAGCCGCAGUGACUUCAGUGAUACCGCUGUGGAAAGAAGUAGAGUACUUCAAGGAUUACAAAACCAGAUUAGCAACACUUCUCGGGAGAAAGGCGGCAACAGAAGUUAUAGGGGAUGCAGUGUACAUUAUAAGUAUAGGAACAAAUGAUUUCGCAAUAAACUACUUUGCAUUACCGGAUAGAUCACUGCACUUCACCCUCGAAGAGUAUGAGAGUUUUCUGAUCGGAAUUGCAAAUAACUUUAUUGUGGAACUUUACCGAUUGGGUGCACGCAAAAUAUCACUAGGGGGACUUCCUCCUAUUGGGUGUCUUCCUAUAAUAAGAACUUUGGAUCCUGCCCAUGUCUGUAUUGAAGAAUUUAACACAUUGGCUCGAAAGUUUGAUCUGAAGCUAAAGAGUUUAGCUGCCAAAUUAAGAGGUGAACUUCAAGGGAGUAAGGUCGUAUUCUCCAACAUUUAUUAUCAAGCUAUGGAUGUCAUUCAGAAACCUUCUUUAUACGGAUUCGAGAAUGUAAAGAAUGGAUGCUGUGGAUCAGGCAGGAUUGAAGUGAGCUACUUAUGUCAUCGAUCUAAUCCCUUAACGUGCAAAGAUGCGAGCAAAUAUGCAUUUUGGGAUUCGGUCCAUCCAUCUGAAAAGUUGCACUUCAUUGUUGCUAAUAAUAUGAUGAAGACGAGCUUGGCGGAGUUUGUAUAGUAAUUUCAGCUUGAAUUUUUGGCUGUAUGAUGUUCAGUUCAUAUAAUUGUUGUGUUUUUAUUCCGGCUUUAAGUUCUAACUUUAACAUGAUAAUCCCACAAUGGUGAUUAGUUUACUAAUAAAAAUGAAAACUCAUGAAAAGAUAAGUGGGA